AUGGCAGCUACGUCCACCUUUCUCAAUGGAAUUGAUAGUCCUCUCUCCCCGGAUGGUGCCUCCGAUGGCCUCUCCUCGGGCAAAAGAACCACCAAUGCCCUGAACAACAAACUCUCCAGUGUCCUUUCCUCCUCCUACGCCGACCCUGAGAUUCGCCAUGCCCUGCGUCUGCUGGAUGAGCGUCAGAUACAAAACGAUGAGGACACCAGGCGGGAUCUGAAGGCGAAUGCCCAAAUGGAAGUCAUCAAAUGCAAUGCUAUGAUAGUCGAUGAUUUCGGAAGGGUCGCAGAGCAAUUGAAAAGAGUCGGUGCCAUGAUCACAACUUUGAACCAGACCUGCGCAAGCAUGCGCGCCCAUAUCAUCGCCGCAAAGCAAGAAUCCGCGCCCGUGCUCGACGAGGCAUCGACGCUGAUCUCGCGCAAGAAAGAGACAGAAUCGAAGCAGGAUCUCCUCAAUGCCUUUACCGCCCACUUCCUAGUCUCAACGGCCGACCUGAACAUCCUCACUAGCUCCGCUGAACCCCUUGAUGACCGCUUCUUCACCAUCCUGGCCCGCGUCAAGCAGAUCCACCGUGACUGCGAACUGCUGCUGGCCUACGGCGACGACCACGACCCCUCGGGCGAGACACAACCCCCACGCCUCGGCCUCGAGCUCAUGGAGCAGACCACCCGGAACCUCGACGCAGGCUUUAAGAAACUCUACAAUUGGAUACAGCGCGAGUUCAAGGGCUUGGAUCUCGAGGACCCGCACAUCAGCGGCUCCAUCCGGCGCGCUCUACGGGUCCUCAGUGAGCGUCCAACGCUGUUUCAAAACUGUCUGGAUUUCUUCGCCGAGGCCAGGCAGAGCACACUCGCCGAGGCCUUUCACGAUGCGUUGAUGGGCUCCAGUGGUGCGACCAAGGCCAUCGAGUUCUCGACCCAUGAACCUCUGCGGUAUAUCGGUGACAUGCUGGCAUGGGUUCACUCGACAGCAGUGUCGGAGAAAGAAGGACUAGAGGGUCUCUUCGUCUCCGACGCCGACGAGAUCGCCCGUGGUCUCAGCGCCGGAAAGACCAGCGAGCCCUGGGCACGCAUCAAGCGGCGGCAGCCCAGCAUCUCCACUGCCGCUAAUAUACCCUCGUCAUCGUCGUCAGAAAGCGACGAUGACGAAGGCGAGAACGGCAUCACCACUUCCAAAGAACCCAUCUUCGACGGCCGCAAAGCCCUCUCCGAGCUAAUCUCACGAAACCUCGCAACGGUGUGUUCAACACUACAGGCGCGCGUCGAUGUUUCUGUACGCAGCAGCGGCGAUCCAGUCCUGCAGUUCAAGACGUUCAACCUCCUGGACUUCUACAGCGGCAUCUUCGCCAAGCUACUGGGCGGGGAUGCAGACCUCGUGCGCCUCAUCGCCACCAUGCAGGCCAACACGCUCGCACACUUCGAAGCCACCAUGGCCGAGGAAGUCGCACACGCCACCGCGACCGCACACGGUGACGACAACAGCAACACCCCCGGCCCCAACAUCGCCGCAGACCUCACGCCUCCGACGUUCCUCGCCACCGCACUACGGCAAUUCGCCGAGAUCGCACGCACACGAGGCCCACAAAUGACCGAACCCGAGCUCGAAAGACUCUUCAGUGCCACGCUCUCGGGUAUCCUCAAUGUCUGCGCCGAAAACGCCGUCGCCAUCACCAACCCCAUCCGUCGCACCAUCUACAAGAUCAACUACAUGACGGCGCUACGCGCUACACUGGUCGGGACGGUAUCACAGGUAUCGGCGACGAGCAUCCCGCUCGAGAAAGCGGGACACGAGAUCCAGACGCUGCGGGACGCGCUGGUCGCCGAGCUGCUGAACGGCGUGUUCCUCGAGGCGUCGGGCGUGCGCGACCUGCUGCUCGAGGUGGAAGCGCGGCGCGGGGAGGGGGCCCGCAUGCGCAGGAAGUGGCUGGUCGUGCAUCUCGAUGGGUUUGCGGCGCGCUUAGAUGAGUUUCUCGGCGCCGCCCUCAUGGAUGUCCAGGAGCUGUUGAAACCGUUGUUGGACAAGGGCCUCGCGGGCGAUGUGGUCGCCGAGGCGGUCGAGAGGUUUUGUCUCGAAUUUGAUGAGCUUGAGGCUCUGUUGGAGGGCGUGGAUGUUCAAGGUGGUGGUGGUGGUGGUGGAGAUGGGCCGCGAGAGGGUAGAGAGGAGGAUGGCGACGAGACGGAAGGUGAGGACGAGGAUGCCAUGGUCCCGAUACGUGACUUGUAUCCUAGAACGGGUGCCGAGGUUCGAGCGCUGCUCAGUUGA
Messenger RNA from Exophiala bonariae, 2262 nucleotides. RefSeq lists its product as uncharacterized. The coding region runs from base 1 to 2262 and encodes 753 amino acids. Gene Ontology annotation, biological process: intra-Golgi vesicle-mediated transport. Lineage: Eukaryota; Fungi; Ascomycota; Eurotiomycetes; Chaetothyriales; Herpotrichiellaceae. The transcript has 2 exons. Gene Ontology annotation, cellular component: COG complex. The record is from RefSeq and is a predicted model, not a curated record.